CCGCGCAGCCUCGCCGCCCGCCGCCCCGGCCCGAGACUCGCCUCGCCCGGCUCUUCCAUGCCCAGCAGCGAGGCGGUGCCGCUGGGGCUGGGCGCCUGCCGCAGCUCGGGGGCGCUGAGCGGGAUGCUGGCGCUGGUGGCGCGGGUGCUGGAGUGGCUGCGCUCGCUGUUCUGGAAGGAGGAGAUGGAGCUGACCCUGGUGGGGCUGCAGUACUCGGGCAAGACCACGCUGCUCACCGUGCUGGCGUCAGGGCAGUUCACAGAAGAUAUGAUUCCUACAGUAGGCUUCAAUAUGAGGAAAAUAACAAAAGGAAAUGUUACCAUAAAGGUGUGGGACAUUGGAGGGCAGCCAAGGUUUCGAAGCAUGUGGGAGCGUUAUUGCAGAGGAGUCAAUGCAGUUGUUUACAUGGUGGAUGCAGCAGACUUAGAAAAAGUAGAAGCUUCAAAGAAUGAGCUACACAGUUUGAUAGAUAAGCCACAAUUGCAUGGAAUUCCAGUGUUGGUCCUUGGAAAUAAAAGAGACCUCCCAGGUGCACUGGAUGAAAAGCAGUUAAUUGAGAAAUUAAACCUUUCAUCUAUUCAAGACAGAGAAAUCUGUUGCUAUUCUAUUUCCUGUAAAGAGAAGGAUAACAUUGACAUAACAUUACAGUGGCUUAUUCAGCACUCCAAAUCAAGACACUGUUGAAGAAAACUCUUGCUGAAGAAAACUCCCAAUCACUUUGACUCCUAUCAGCUAUAAGCGUGAAAAGAUAAAGAAUGCAACUGCAUACUACCAGGACUCACUUUGUUUCUAUUUGUUAACAGAAGUAAAACUGAGUUACAGCUUGUCUAUCUUGGUUCUUUUUAAAAAAAUCCAGAUACUUGUCUGCCUACAUGAAAAUCCUGAACGCCUUAAUCCAAGACUGAAAGAAAUCAAUACUUUUUUGGGCUAAAAUGUUUUAAGUUUAUGCAUGUGAAUUGUCAAAUACGUAGUGAUUUUUUUUUUCUAAUUUGAAACGUAAUAAACUGCACAGUGGAAACAGAUAUGACUGUUUUUUUUAACUUACCAUACAAUUUUUCAUACAGAUUGUUUUCCCUGUGAACACCUGUAGUUAAUUGUCAUGAAUCAAUUAAAACCAUCAUAAAAAGCA
Molecule: messenger RNA, 1129 nt
Organism: Apus apus (common swift)
Lineage: Eukaryota; Metazoa; Chordata; Aves; Apodiformes; Apodidae
Product: ADP-ribosylation factor-like protein 8B
Exons: 7
Coding region: 58-684 (208 amino acids)
Biological process (GO): protein transport; anterograde axonal transport
Cellular component (GO): lysosomal membrane
Molecular function (GO): GTPase activity; GTP binding
Source: RefSeq, a predicted model, not a curated record